AUGGUUGAGACGCUGGUUGUAACUCGAAACUUUGUUGGAUUGCUGGUCAUAGCUACCGUGCCUGGAUCUGUCUAUUUCCAUGGCUGGUACGGGCUAUGCAUAAGCCUUGGCUGGGCCUGCUUGGGUGCGCUGGUCGGCGUAUAUGGCCUCAUGAAAGGGGUGAAGCUCCGGCAUCCCAAACUGAAGCUGGGAAGUGGAGUUGACGUAUCAUUUACCAAGUACUUCGUCUUCGUAAUGGUCGCAGGCAUGGCGGCCUGUGCAGUUGAGAGUUGGCUUGCUAUGGAUCUGGAGAAUACGGGGAAGCGAGUCUCCUUCAUGACAGGAGCCUUUGUGGGCAUUUUUUUCGAGGUGGCCGCCCUGCUUGGACUAACUGUCAGAGCGGAAGAUGUGGGCCUGAGCUCAUGUAGCCGGAUGAACCAGAUCCAUAGGCUGGCAAAAGCCAAAAACCUCUGGGCAGUGAAGGCUGUGCUGCUCACGCUCCGUGCCAGGGAGUUGAGCGCCUUGUCUUCCCUGAUGACGAGAAUGGGCAACACGCUCUGCUAUGUUGUUACCACGCUGCUGAAGGAAACCAGACAAGGGGUGACCAUUGACCCCACCAAUGAGGAGGAGAUUCCCAACAGUAAGGGGACUGCCAACUUUCUGAUCAAGUGGGAGGGUGCCAAGGCGCCCUCGUCGAUCAGUGUAGUGACACCCUCCAGAUCUACACCUAUCAAGGAUAAAGAUGUGAAGGACAAACCCUUGGGCCAGUACUCAGAGGGAGGUUCGAUGCAGCCAGUUGCGGUCUUUGACUGUCGAGGAGCUGAGCCGGUAAAAUGGUAUCCUCUUGGAGUCACCGUCGAGACCAGUUGGGGCAAGUUCGAGAAUGUUGACCUAUCAGAUCCGGAUGGAUGGAUGGAGUGCAGCGAGAAUGGUGACACAGCCACAGUCGCCGACGUAUCCACCUCAGUGCGUCUUCGUAACAAGCAUGCAGCGAUAUCAGAGAUGCCACAAGAGCAUACAAUCGCAGCAAAAGCACCGCAGGCGCACAACGCAGUUUGGUGUGGCUUCGCCAGCUGCAUCGUGCGAGUCGUGAAUCUUCUUGGAGACGCAGACACCACUGCUGCAGUUGCUGGGCUGAUGGCUGAGCCCAAGCAGAUGGCGGGUGCCCUUUAUGGUUGGCAGGGCAUUGCGGGAGAUGACUGGGGGCGCGGCCGUCUGUGUGACUUGCAGCGCUGGGACCCCUUUGCCGAGAUAGGUGUGCGGGCCGCACUCCUUUACCACUCUUUCCCAGCUCAAAGAGAGGUCCAACUUCGCCAAAGCGAGGGCCAUGCAACGAUCCGUGUCUUCGACCAGCCAGAUGAAAAGUCCCGGUCAAUUAUCGGCGACAUCAAAUCCGAGUCGUGUGUUCAGCAAGUCGGCUUGUUCGGCAACUUUGCCAAGGUCGUGGGAGAGGAUCUCCACAGCCAGGAAAUAUGUGGCUGGGUUGGCAUCAAAAAUGUGCUCCAAGAAAUUGGGCAGAAAAUUGAUGCGGGUGAAGAAGAUGAAGGCUCAGAAGGCGACGCUACUCAGAAUGACAUCUAUGAAUGUGCAACGAGGAGUGCUGUGCCUGACAGCAGAUCUCGAGAGAGAGGAGGAUCUUCGAGACGUUCGCUUACAACACCUCCGCCGGCCACCUGGGCCUGGUGA
Messenger RNA from Symbiodinium pilosum, 1665 nucleotides. The record is from the annotation of a GenBank genome assembly. Lineage: Eukaryota; Dinophyceae; Suessiales; Symbiodiniaceae.